Messenger RNA from Culex quinquefasciatus (southern house mosquito), 9052 nucleotides. RefSeq names its product serine/threonine-protein kinase Genghis Khan (gene gek). The coding region runs from base 1460 to 6877 and encodes 1805 amino acids. The transcript is spliced from 21 exons. Gene Ontology annotation, molecular function: protein serine/threonine kinase activity; ATP binding. Lineage: Eukaryota; Metazoa; Arthropoda; Insecta; Diptera; Culicidae. The record is from RefSeq and is a predicted model, not a curated record. Gene Ontology annotation, biological process: actomyosin structure organization; peptidyl-threonine phosphorylation. Gene Ontology annotation, cellular component: cytoskeleton; cytoplasm.
AGUUGAGUUUUGAAGUCGGAGUCGCGAGGAGGUGUACGCGUGAACUUUUUUUUCUUCCCCUUCGAUCCGUCAGUUCCGUGCGAGAAAAGAUUCCCAAUUUUACCGAUAUUCUACCAAGUCGGCGCGCGCUGUCCUUCCGGGUACCCGUCACUGGGGUACAGAUUGAAGUGUGUGAUUCCGGUGCGGACAGUUUGACAACGAAAGCCAACUCAACUCCGGGGGUAGCCGUGAAUUCCGUCGUCUCCUGUCAAGUCAAGUUCGGUCGGUCGGUCGGUCUAGUUCGGCCAUGUUGCUUCGAGGAAAAAAAUAAAUUUGUACAAGAGGUACAAUCCCUCCUGGACGGAGUUUCGGGUUUCGACGGCGGGGGCCCCGGUGGCCACCGGGAGUUUGUGGGAGGACCAGCUCGAGCUACGGGAACGUCGGCAGAAUUUUGUGCUUGUUCAGCUUGGAAGAAGUAGUGUAAAGCCUAAUUUGCUGAUUUGUGGAAAAUUCAAAAUAAAUUAAAUAUUGGUAAAAAAUAACACCCAACAAAUCGUAGAUGAUUGGUGAAUGUGUAAAUUUUAUUACGCGCACCUCGCUUUCAUGUGUGUGUGUUUUUUGAGAGUUUGUGUGUGAAAGGUCGUCUCAUUGAUCAUAGUUCGACUGGUUGACGCUCCGGCUGCUUUGUGUACUCUGCUCCUAGCGGUACUGUUUGUGGCUGUGGGUGUGUGCGGGUGCGGGUGUGUGUGCCGUUUUUUAAUACACACACGGAAGACAACUACGGCGAGUUAACCUGCCCUAAAGCAGACAGACAACACGGGCUCUGGAAAUAAGGGCCGCCGAGAUUUUUGAAGAUUUUGCACAUGUUUUGGGGCAACCAGAAUAACAAGAAAUAACUCCGGCUUGCAGAAGAGAGUCCGUGUCGUGUUUAGUGCGUCGUCAUUAGAAUGGCCCUGAAACCGGCCGGGGCCCGCUGGACACCAUGAGGAGGUCACCACCACGGACCACGGUGGCUUCUAGCGGCAGGGCUCGACGACGACGACCAUGGACAACGGGGUGGCCAAGUGCAAACGGGUUGUUUCCGUUCCAGUAGUGGCAACAAAAGUAGAACCAUCCGGCCGGCAGGUCAGCAGCAUCUACGAAACGUGAGCUGCGGCUAGAAAUCUAGAAGGAAGAAAAGAGAGCUGGCGAUGACGAAGAAAUUAGAAUAAUAUGAAAAUAGUUGAAUCGAAGCCAAAAUCUAGUUUAGUGCUGCAGCAAGGAAGGAAAGAAGAAAAAGGCAUAUCGACACGUGGUUGUGAGUGCCGGUGAGCAGCAGCAGCUGUGAAUGAUAGUUGUUUAUCGCGGAAUAAAUAGAACAACACCGCGUGAGGGUGCAGAGAGUGUCGGGCCGGGAUUGUGUAAAGUGAAGUGAGGAAAGCGUUCCGAGGAAAAUUUCUACGUUUAGCAGCACACCGGGCAGCGAAAAUAAACAUCAAAAAUGACCGACCAAAAGGACGUCCUUGCCGGGCUGAACCUGUCCAGUCUGUCGGUGAUCCCGGCGUCCACCCGGCUGCGCGAGCUCGAGUCGCUCAUCAUCGACAACGUUACCUCGAACAACAACCUGAACAGCGCCGGCCUGUCGUCGGAGAAAUUCCUCUCGGUCGAGACGCUGCUCGACACGGCGCUGGUGCUGUACGACGAGUGCUGCAACUCGUCCCUGCGCCGCGAAAAAACCGUCUCGGACUUUAUCGAGCUGAUCAAGUCGGUGGUGCAGUGCAUCAAGCAGCUGAGGCUCGCCCGCGAGGACUUUGAGGUGCUCAAGGUCAUCGGGCGGGGCGCGUUCGGCGAGGUAUGCGUCGUCCGGAUGAAUCACACUAGUCAGAUCUACGCGAUGAAGAUUUUGAACAAAUGGGAAAUGCUAAAGCGUGCCGAGACUGCGUGCUUUCGUGAGGAACGCGAUGUGCUCGUGUUUGGCGAUCGAAGAUGGAUUACAAACUUGCACUAUGCGUUUCAGGACGAUAUCAAUCUGUACCUCGUGAUGGACUACUACUGUGGUGGCGAUUUGCUCACGCUACUCAGCAAGUUCGAGGACCGUCUUCCAGAGGACAUGGCUCGGUUCUACAUUGCCGAGAUGGUCCUCGCCAUUAACAGUAUCCACGAGCUGAAGUACGUCCACCGGGAUAUCAAGCCGGACAAUAUCGUGCUGGACGCGAGUGGUCACGUUCGGUUGGCGGAUUUUGGUUCUUGUUUGAAGCUUGGUCCCCAGGGCACAGUGCAAUCGAACGUGGCCGUGGGGACACCGGACUACAUUUCGCCGGAGAUUCUGCGCGCGAUGGAGGACGGCCAGGGCAAGUACGGUCCGGAGUGCGACUGGUGGUCGUUGGGGGUGUGUAUGUACGAAAUGUUGUUUGGGGAGACGCCGUUCUACGCGGAGAGUUUGGUGGAGACGUAUGGGAAGAUUAUGAACCACAAGAAUUGUUUUGAUUUUCCCAACGACGACGAGGAGUACCAGGUUAGUGAGAAUGCAAAGGAUUUAAUCAAGCGGUUGAUUUGCUCGCCGGAUUACCGGUUGGGCCAGAACGGAAUCGAGGAUUUCAAGUCGCAUCCUUGGUUCGAGGGUAUCGACUGGGAUACCAUACGGAACGGCCAGGCGCCAUACAUACCUGAAGUUUCUAGUCCAACGGAUACGUCCAACUUUGACGUAGAUGAUACGGACAUCAAGUUGUCCGACGCGGUUCCUCCAACGACGAAUCCGGCCUUUUCCGGGCACCAUUUGCCGUUCAUUGGGUUCACGUUCACUAAGGAUAGUUGCAUAUCGGAUGUCGGGAAACUGUCACGUGCCAUUAGCAAUUUAACCAAUAGUCAAUUACAGCAAUCGCUGGCUCCGCUCAAGUUAGAAGGUAGUCAACCGCAGGGAACUGGCGUUGAGAAACGGCUCAGUCCGGACAGCACGCGCAAGCUGCAGGAUGAGAUCAACAUUCUAACCAAGCGGAACUGUGAGCUGGAAAGUCAAAUUAAAAGCUUCGAACGGCAGGAAUUCACCGCCCGAAGCAGCGGGAAUGCCGUCUCGAGUGAUGCGGUCGAUGGCCAGUUAGAUGCUAAGUUGAAAGAGUACGAAAAAAUCAUCCGUCAGCUGCGGCAGGAGAAGGAUGACCUGCAGAAGGAGCAAGCGGACGCACUAGAAAGACUGAAACUACAAGAUAAGGAACUCAAAGACGCUCUUGGUCAGCGCAAGCUGGCGAUGGCCGAAUAUACCGAAGUGACCGACAAACUCUCCGAUCUGAGACAACAGAAGCAAAAACUAUCGCGGCAAGUCCGAGACAAGGAAGAGGAGGUAGAGGUCGCGAUGCAAAAGGUAGACACCCUGCGCAGCGAACUCCGCAAGACGGACAAAAUCCGGCGCGAGUUGGAAUCCAGGCAUCAAGACAUACUCUCGGAAGUUACCAGAGAACGACAGCUCCGGGAGCGAUCCGAGGAUUACUGUCGACAGCUCCAAGCGGAAGCCCGCAGCCGGAGUUCGUCCGAAAUGGGCUCGUCCGUGUCACUUGGAAUCUCAUCGUCCGACUCGAUCCGGCUGGAGAUCGACCGGCUAGAAGUGGAGUACAGCGAAAAGAUCAACCUCCAGCAGUCCCGCUACAACACGGAGAUAUCCGCCCUCCGAGAUCAGCUGAACGAAGCGGAGAACCACCGCGAAAUGUUGCAGAUCGAGCUGCAACAGGCGCGCGAUAAGCUCGACUCGACACGGCUCGAAUCCCUCACCGACUCGGAGGAAACCAUCCUGGAGCUGCGCAAACGCCACGAGCGCGAAAAGAAGAUCCUGCUGGAUGAUAACCGAAAGAUGAUCUCCGACCUGGAGAUUCUCAGCGAGCAGAAUCGACGUCUGCAGAACGAGCGACUGCAAAUGGAAAGCGAUUAUGAGGAAUUGAGGAAUAAACGCCAAGCAUUCAGUCAGUGGGAACGGCAGAUUUCGGAGAUCAUCCAGUGGGUAUCGGACGAGAAGGACGCCCGCGGCUACCUCCAGGCGCUGGCCACCAAGAUGACCGAGGAGCUCGAGUUCCUGAAGCACUCCGGCUCGCUCAACCACAACGCCAGCGACAAGAACUGGCGCAACCGGCGCUCCCAGAAGCUGGACAAGAUGGAGCUGCUGAACCUGCAGAGUUCGCUGCAGAACGAAAUCCAGGCGAAGGCACUCAUCUCGGAGGAGCUCACCCGGACGCGAACGGAUCUGGUGGCGGCACAAAAGGAUUUGCGCGAAACGCGCCAGAUUUGCGAGUCGAUCGGUGGCGAGCUGAAGCGGAAGGACAGCCAGAUCAAGGAACUGCAAGCGAGGUUGGAAACCAACGAAGGAUUCCUGGAAAGACCGUCGUCGCAAAUGUCCUAUUUGGACCACUUCCUGAAGGAGUCGGGCGGGGGAUCCAGCUCGACAACGCACACCAACUCGACACUGGCCGUGAAUAUGCAGCCGUCCCAGCAAAAUAGUCAGCAUGUGACCUCCACGAGCUCGUCGUCGAACAACCUUACCAACACACCAAUGAACCAGCAUAACCAGAGUUUGACCUCGUUGCAUCAACAGCUGGCCCACCAGCAGAUCCAGCAACAGCAGCAGCAGCAACAACAAGCGCAGCAGCAUCAGCAGUCCCACACGUACAGCAAUGCGCAGCAGAUGCACCAGAUGCAUCACUCCAACUACUCGAUGGAGAGCGAGGAGGGCGAUGUCGAGGAUAACCGAGGUCACUCGCUGUCCAGCUCCAAGAGCAACCUCAGUGAUCAUUCUUUGAGCAUGCACAGCGUGAUGAUGCCGAAGCAAAAGGUGCACCAGUUUCUGGUGCGCACGUUCUCUAGUCCCACCAAGUGCAACCACUGCACCUCGCUGAUGGUUGGCCUGACGCGGCAGGGCGUCGUGUGCGAGCUGUGCGGGUUCGCGUGCCACAUGAUCUGCUGCCAGAAGGUGCCCACCCAGUGUCCGGUGCCGUCGGACCAGACGAAGCGCCCGCUGGGGAUCGAUCCGACCCGAGGCAUUGGGACGGCGUACGAGGGCUACGUCAAGGUGCCCAAGCUAGGCGCGGUCAAGCGAGGCUGGGUGCGCCAGUUCGUUGUGGUGUGCGACUUUAAGCUGUUUUUGUACGACAUUACGGCGGACAGGAGCGCGCUGCCAAGUGUUCAUGUUACUCAGGUAUUAGAUAUGCGAGAUCCCGAAUUUGCGGUUUCCGGAGUGCGGGAGAGUGAUGUCAUUCACGCCGCCAAGAAAGACGUUCCUUGUAUCUUUAGGAUAACAACCUCCCUACUAGACGGCGGCCCCUCGCUGCAAACGCUCAUGCUGGCGGACACCGAGUCCGAGAAGGCAAAGUGGGUCGUGGCGCUGAGCGAACUACAUCGAAUCCUGAAACGAAACAACCUGCCCAACACGGCCAUAUUCCGCGUGAAGGAGGUGCUCGACAGCACCCUCACCGUGAUACGAAGCGCGCUGAGCGCCCUCAUAAUCGACCCCGACCGGAUCCUGCUCGGCACCGAGGACGGUCUGUUCUGUUUGGAUCUGGACCGGUCGGAGAUUGCGCGGAUAGGCGAGAGCAAGAAGGUCUACCAGCUGUGGUACAUUGCCGAGGAGCAGCUGCUGGUGAUUUUGUGCGGCAAACAGCGCCACCUGCGGCUGCUGCCGAUCCGUGCCCUGGAGGCGACCGACGUCGAGUGGAUCAAGGUUGCCGAGUCGAAGAACUGCAUCACGGCGUGCACGGGCAUCAUCGAGCGGGGUCCCCAGCCGGUGUACUGCAUUGUGAUAGCGCUGAAGCGUCAAAACACCUCCCAGAUCGUGGUCUACGUGGUGAACCGGAACCGCAGCCGGCACCACAAGAUGUGCGAGUUUACCGUCGCGUACCCGGUGCAGAGUUUGCAGGUGCUUUCGGAUCUGCGACUAGCGGUCGGACAUCAGAGUGGCUUCACUGCUUACUGCCUGCAGGGCGAGGCACAAGCAAUGCCUCUAGUCCAUCCGGAAAAUCAGCUGAACAACUUCCUGGCCUAUUCCGGGGUUGAUGCCUGGCGAGUGAUUGAGAUUCAGUCUGGUCAAGCUCACGGCGAGUACUUGCUGGUGUUCCAGACGCUCGCCAUCUACGUCGAUCUGCAAGGUCGCAAAUCGCGCGAUCGAGAGAUCAUGUAUCCUGCCGUCCCUACGCAUAUAACCUAUUGCGACGGCCACCUCCUAGUCUACUCCGAGACGCAUCUGGACAUCUUCAACGCGCAAACCGCCGACUGGGUGCAGUCGAUCGGGCUGAAACGCUCCCGGCCGCUGAUGAACAACGGCAGCCUGUCGAUCACGACGUUCAACGACGCGUCGCACGUCAUCUAUCUGGCCAACAUGCAUACAAGAGAGCUUCUCAACCUGGCGCCGUUGGAUCGGGACGGUCGUUUGAAGACGAAACGAUUCUCGCUGCGUAACGAAGGCAGCCGUACCAUCAGAGCUAGCACCGAUCGCCGCUCGAAGCUGAUCUCGGCUCCGACCAACUUCAACCACAUUUCCCACAUGGGCCCCGGAGACGGUAUCCAGAAGCAGCGAUUGCUCGACCUGCCGACCACGAUCGAAACCGCCGACCAGACGAACCAGCACAGGGUUUCCACGAUGCGUCACGCCCCUCCACCGCCACGUGCCCCGCCCCGCCCGAUGAUGCACCCGCACAACGAAGGUUCGAAUAAUUCCUUCCCAGGCGCCAAACGGACCGCUCCGGCCAGACCGCGCGAUCAGCCGCCCUCGUUACCACGUUCUCCUAGUCCGUUGGGCAGCAUGUCCUCGCUGCACGAUGUACUCAAGCAGGUCGCCGACAUGCAGUCGGAAUCGCGGCAGAGUGUGGCCAGCAACAACUCCAGUUCGGUGUCCACUCCGCCGUCCCCGACGAACGAUCGGCUCAGCUCCAGCUACGACUCAUAGUGGUAAGAGAAAUGCUCACAGCGAUUGUGAGCAACGUCCCAAAACCAUUCGAUCGCAUCACGCUCUCACAGAUAACGUUCAGUUUUUAGCUGAUCCGCAAUGAUUCUAAAUCACUUAAGUUACUUACGUGAGUCCUUUAUCCCAGACUAGUUGGAAAUUAAAACAGAAGAAAAAAUACUCGUAACUAAUAUGAACUCCAUUCUGCUUAGUUCUUUAUUUAUUUACUUUCCCCUACAAACAUUUCCGACUAAAUAAUAAAGAUUUUGUUAGUGCAAAUGCGAGCUUCGAAACCCUAUUGAUCUCUCUGACAUGAUAUGACAAACCUAACUGUACUGAACACUAAAGCGGUUGUGUUGUCCCGCCGCCCUAGAAGGCGGGCACAAUCAGACGCGAGCCGCGAGUCUCUCGUCCUAAAUUGCAAUAAUUUUUAAACCUCUACUGAUAUAAAUUUAAAAAAGAAACAUCCUAUUACUGCUACGCCACUGUUCUAGAAUUUUCAGCGGAGUGUUGUUGUGCAAUAUCAAAUAGAAUGGAAUUAGGCAAAGGGGAGGUAUCGUUGAUGCCGGAUCGAUUAGUCGGCCGGCAUUCAGGGGGAGGGAUAGAACGACCUUCAAUUUUCACUAGUAGGUAAACAUAGAAACAAUUAUCACGUUAGCAAACAUUUCCUGGUCGCAAGCCAACUUUUAACCAUUUCAAUUUAAAGCAAAGCAAAUAAAAAAAAAACACAUCAACUAACAUCUUAAUCCUAAACAACGAGUUCGUGAACAACGGAUAAACUGAAGAAACCAGAAAUGUCUUAUCACUCCUUCUUUCCUAUAUCGUUCACAAAUUGUACACGAAUAUCAUGUAAUAAUAACCAUGUUGAUCGCAAAUACCAUAGUUGAAGUCCUGGCGUAGUUCUAUCUGUCUAUUCAUCGGUUAAACCAACACAUUACGGUAAGAUAACACACACUUCCCGCGACUUUCCAGGGUGGUUUCAGUUUUCAACUAGCCAUUCCCACAAUUAACACCCCUUAAAAAUAACAACAAAAAAGUUAGCAUUGCUAAACACCCCUUCUGUGUGUAAACUCUCAAAUUAUGUGAGACAAAUCACACGCCAAUGGAGCGAGAAAAACAAAGUCAAUAAAAAAGAAAAUUUAAUCAAAUUUACUACUACCUACUCUCACGCAACACUACUCUCGUAAAAAAAGUCGUUCAUCAACCAUCCAGGUUCACCGGAACGUUCUUUAAGACGGAAAGAGCCAACAUCGCUUAAAGGGAGAAAUUAGAAAGAAGAAGAAGAAGAAGAAAAAACUGAUGACAAUAUUUAGUAUUUCCGAUGCAGAUUUACUGUAUUUGUUGAUAAUAUAUACAAAUAGUAAGGAAGUACGCAUAGCAGAAAGGAAAAAAAACGGAUAAAAACUCUCAUGAACGCAAACUACAACAAAAAACUUGAACCAUGUAAAAUAACACAACUAAUUUAUAUAAAAAAAACAACCUUGCGUUAGGUUUCUGUUGUAAAAAGAACUCAUCGAUGCUUCACACUGUAUAAACAUCAAUUUACCAAUCGGUUUAAGUAAACAAACACUCACACACACACACACUCACUCACUAAGCACGUAACUUAACAUAAAAUCAUCGUACGCGAACAAAAACAACAACACAACUCAAAUGACACACUUAGUAAAAGUAUUUAUUUACAAACUUUCUGCAUAAUUUAUUUCUCCCACGAGUGGAUUUUACCAACCAUUCAGUUCGUAUUUUACAAACGUUUUACUGAUUUCAACACAAGCUCACCAUUUUUUUCACGUUUCGUUUUUACCAUUAUUCGUUUUUAACAAAAAAAAAGUCUCUUAAACGUGCUGGUUUUAACUGCUGUGCCACCGCUUGUUGUGCGUUUGAGUUUAGUAUAUGAGUAAAACUGACAAAUUACAAUAAACAGGAGUAAAAAAAAAAAGAAAACAAACGUAACGAACGAAACUAAGCGAAAUCAUUUGCUGCUAUGAAGACAAAAGUUGACGGAGAAAAAACAAAAACAAAAAUCAUGGAAAACAUAAUACUUCACUAAGUUUAAGUUAGCGGUAUGUAUAGUAUAUAUAUCGAAAGUCUAGUGUUUUAUAAAAUUAUAUUAAUUGUAAAAUUACCACGACAAAAUAUAUUAAUAUACAAGCAUUGAAACAUGGAAAAAGCAUCGCA